Macrobrachium nipponense is the source of this 840-nucleotide messenger RNA. RefSeq lists its product as uncharacterized. The transcript is spliced from 3 exons. NCBI's taxonomy places the organism in Eukaryota, Metazoa, Arthropoda, Malacostraca, Decapoda, Palaemonidae. The record is from RefSeq and is a predicted model, not a curated record. Bases 1 to 840 code for a protein of 279 amino acids.
AUGAAACUGGAAUUGUCAUUAUAUUGUCGUUGUGACAUUGUCGUUGUGGUUGAACCAGACAUUGUCGUUGUGGUUGAAACUGGUGUGGUUGUUGUGGUUGAAACAGAAUUGUCGUUGUGGUUUGAAACUGGUGUGGUUGUUGUGGUUGAAACUGGUGUGGUCGUUGUGGUUGAAACAGGAAUUGUCGUUGUGGUUGAAACUGGAAUUGUCGUUGUGGUUGAAACUGGUCUGGUUGUUGUGUUGGAAACUGGAAUUGUCGUUGUGGUUGAAACUGGUCUGGUUGUUGUGGUUGAAACAGGAAUUGUCGUUGUGGUUGAAACUGGUCUGGUUGUUGUGGUUGAAACUGGUGUGGUCGUUGUGGUUGAACCAGACAUUGUCGUUGUGGUUGAAACAGGAAUUGUCGUUGUGGUUGAAACUGGUCUGGUUGUUGUGGUUGGACCAGACAUUGUCGUUGUGGUUGAAACUGGUCUGGUUGUUGUGGUUGAAAAUGGCAUUGUCACUGUGGUUGAAACUGGUGUGGUCAUUGUGGUUGAACUUGGCAUUGUCGCUGUGGUUGAAACUAGUGUGGUCGUUGUGGUUGAACCAGACAUUGUCGUUGUGGUUGAAACUGGAGUGGAUGCUGUGGUUGAAUUUGAAGAAACUGGAGUGGACGCUGUGGUUGAAUUUGAAGAAACUGGAGUGGAUGCUGUGGCUGAAGUUGAAGAAACUGGAGUGGACGCCGUGGUUGAAUUUGGAGAAACUGGAGUGGAUGCUGUGGUUGAAUCUGAAGAAACUGGAGUGGUCGUUGGUGGCACAUUCCCUGCUAAAAUAGUUGGGAGGAGGAUGAAGGUUUGGUACUGA